Messenger RNA from Morone saxatilis (striped sea-bass), 573 nucleotides. RefSeq names its product cyclin-dependent kinase 2 associated protein 2 (gene cdk2ap2). Gene Ontology annotation, biological process: regulation of microtubule cytoskeleton organization; negative regulation of G1/S transition of mitotic cell cycle. The coding region runs from base 168 to 503 and encodes 111 amino acids. Gene Ontology annotation, cellular component: nucleus; microtubule; cytoplasm. Lineage: Eukaryota; Metazoa; Chordata; Actinopteri; Moronidae. The record is from RefSeq and is a predicted model, not a curated record. The transcript has 5 exons.
AGACUCACGCACAGAGGAAGAGACAGGUCUCGCUUCCCACAGAGGAUUUUAAGUCUCCUUACAAAGCUCUUAGGAGCUCAUCACCACCAGUAAAGCUGUAUAAGCACCGGGUUGACGGGACCGAAGGAAGUGGCGCGUCGUACGGGGAGCUGCCUGCUGAAAUCGCCAUGAGUUACAAACCCAUUGCCCCUGCGCCAUCUGGCUCCAACCACACACCUCCAGGCUCUUCUGUGCCCUCUCCCUCACUGCCCUCGUCAUCCAACUUUAGGCCGGCUUUCAGUGACUUUGGCCCACCCUCCAUGGGCUUUGUUCAGCCUGUCAAAGUGUCUCAAGGGUCCACCUACAGUGAGCUCCUGUCUGUCAUUGAGGAGAUGAGCCGUGAGAUCAGGCCUACAUACGCUGGCAGCAAGAGCGCUAUGGAGAGGCUAAAGAGAGGUAUAAUCCACGCCCGUGCACUGGUCAGGGAGUGUCUUGCAGAGACGGAGAGAAGCGCCCGCACAUAACCUUUUGGAAAGAUCCCUUCACCCCCCCCCCCUCUCUUUCCCUGUUGAAGCUGUCCUCAUCAAGUAUCUG